Hippocampus zosterae (dwarf seahorse) is the source of this 2832-nucleotide messenger RNA. It is a transcript of the gene lztfl1, whose product is annotated as leucine zipper transcription factor-like 1. Gene Ontology annotation, biological process: negative regulation of protein localization to cilium. NCBI's taxonomy places the organism in Eukaryota, Metazoa, Chordata, Actinopteri, Syngnathiformes, Syngnathidae. Gene Ontology annotation, cellular component: cytoplasm. Bases 332 to 1228 code for a protein of 298 amino acids. The record is from RefSeq and is a predicted model, not a curated record. The transcript has 10 exons.
UACCCUGAACGCACCGCUCGUAACCAAGGCAAUGACGCUUGGUUACCGACGUGUUCUCUUGCAAACGCUUAGUUAGCUUCACUGCUAGCUUGACCAAUCGGACUCAUUAUCUUUCCACAACCAUCGCGAAAUCACUUAUUUAGUCUUUGCCGAGUCAGAGUAUUUGCUUAAACGAUAUUGCCAUGAUCUUAACCCGGUCGCAGUAACGCAAGUGCAGUGUUGUUUAUUUUUUCCCCAAAUCUAGUUUCUAUUAGCCGCACAUUAUCCAUUUCCUUGCAUUUUAGCCCUCAGCAGAAGUAUAAGCGACGAUAACGUGAGCUCCGCAGCCAACAUGGCUGAAUUCGGGGGUAAUGAGCAUCAUCAGAAUGAAGUGAUCAACUACAUGCGCUUCGCUCGAUCCAAACGCUUGUUGCGGCUCAAAACUGUGGAUUCCUGUUUUGAAGAACUCAAAGACAGCAGGCUGGUGGAGGAGACGUUCACAGCCGACGAGGUGCGCGAUAUGCUGGACGGGCUGCACGCGGUGGUGCGCGGCGAGGUGGAGAUGGAACUCAUCAACACGGCGCACACCAACGUCCUGCUGCUGCGCCAGCUCUUCUUCCAGGCCGAAAAGUACUACCUGCGCCUGCAGACAGAUAUCUCCGAGCUGGAGAACAGGGAGCUCCUCGAGCAAGUAGCAGAAUUUGAGAAGACGGAUUUUAAAGUCUCUGAUAAGAUGAACCAGGACGCCGGCAAACCUAAACUGGCGCCGCUCAACGAAGCCGGAGUUUCUGAACUCCUCAACAAGGAGAUCGCAAAGCUACAGGAGGAGAAUGAGAACCUGAAAGCCAAACUGCGCACAUUAGAAUCGCAGGCAAUGAACGUACUGGAUGAGAAGACCAAAGUUCAGAAAGCCCUUCAAGAUCUCCGGAAGGUGCAAGGUGACAAGCAGCUGACGGCUCACUCCAAGGAAAUCAGCUGUCUGGAGGACACGGUGGCGGCCCUCAAGGAGGACUACGAGCACUCGCUGACUGUCAGCGCCGCCUCCCAGAAGGACCUACAGGAGAACUUGGUCUCGGCCAAGCACGAACUCCUGCGAGUGCAGGAGCAGCUGGCCAUGGCCGAGAAGGAGUUGGACAAGAAGUUCCAGCAAACGGCGGCCUAUCGCAACAUGAAGGAGAUCCUGGCAAAGAAAAACGAGCAGAUCAAGGAAAUUAGAAAACGACUGCAGAAAUACGAGCCCAACGAAUGAGUCCCCAUCGUCAUCGGCUGGAAGGGAAGUUGGGCGCGAAAGACGGAAGCAAGAACGCGCCAUGCGUUUUACGAUGACCAAGCCUCCCAAUCCUGACGCAAGCAGAAUAAAGCAGCACUUUUUUUUUUCUUGGUCAGAACUUGUUUAUUCAUUCCCAAUCGGACGUUUUUUUUUUUUUUUCCUCUCUGUUGUCGGCUUCUCCUUUUGGAUGGGAUGAUCAGAAGCUUCUUGAGCUGGGUCAAGUACUCGUUUCUUAAGUGUUCAAUGAAACUACGAACAUGCAUCUCCCGCUAAAAGGUUGACACCGAAUUGCACUCUGAGAAUUUAAAAAAAAAAAAAAAAUGGCGCUGAAAGCCACAACAUUGUUUUGGUUUUUCUGUGACUACUGCAUCUGAUUUUUUUCCCUACAUCCAUCCAGCCAUUUUCAAAUCCACUUAUUCUCACAAAAGGUGUCACGUGAAUUAAAAAAAAAACUCAACACAUACUGUACAUACCUGGGAUUUUUUUUAAACAAAGAAAAAAAAACAUCCGUGGCAUUGAAUGAGUUAAGUAAGGUGACUAUUGUCUCUCGAUAUGAGGUAGAGUGUGGUUGUACACCACUCCAAAUUACCACCACAAGUACAAACCAAAUGUGAGGUGUAAUUUUGAUACGUGUCUGUGGGGUCACCUGCUUCCAAGCCCCAACCGCUGUUUGCAGUGAAACUUGCUGCAAUCGGACCCGCCUUCCACCUGCAUCACUCGCAUUGCUUCAUGUGGUAAACAAAGAGUUAGGAUACCUGAAAAAAAAAAUACGAUUCAAUGUACAAAACACCACCAAGCACUUUUCCGCUUGUGGUGAUUUUGGCAGUGUUAUUUCAGGAAACACCCCUGGGGGUCGUUCCUGUGGUGCAGCUGUUUCCCUGGGCCUCACAGAGUCAGAUGAGUGCCUCUUGUGAAACAAAAGCCGGCUUGUCAAUCAAGCUGGCGUGACUGGUGUCCUCCCAGCCGUGUUUCGUCAGCUUUGUUUGGGACAGUCUCCUUGCGUAUUGUGCUGCUGCGGUUAGUAAUGUGACUUAGGUCAUUUGAUGUAUUUCCCUUUACUGGCAGGCCCCACUUUUUUUUUUGCCAUGUCACAUGAAUGGUUUUGAACAGUGUCAUCCUAUAAAACAAUGCAAAGUGCAGUACAUGAGAUGUAAGAAAAAGUCUGACUUUUCUGCUUGGUUUUUGCCACCGUUUAAAUUCGUGUUUCUAGUUGCAGCUUUAACAUAUUAACAUAAAAAUGUCUCAGAAAUUAUUAAACAACAUAAUAUACUUUAGGUAUGCUUAACAUGAAAUAAUAUGAUCCUCAAAAAUAAAAUGAUCAUUAAUAACAUAACAGAAGCUUACAAUGCUGCUUGUUUUUUUACCACCGUUUAAAUUCGUGUUUCUAGUUGUAGCUUUAAGUGACAUACAGCACACGUUCACGUUAAUUUUCUCAUUCAGGUAUCAGAAAUAGUUCUCGGGACUAACCACAAAUUAUUUGUUAAAGCAAUUACGUCGACUCUCUUUUUUGCAUAAAAUCCUCUAAAGCAGAAUCAUUCGACUGAAUCGCCGCACUCCAACCGCAUUCGAUGUUGCGAGCAAAA